CACACCAGUCCUCCUCCCCCUGCUCACCCUCACUCACCAGCGAUCUACUACAGCUGCACGCGUCUCUGAGCGCCGUCUGGAAUCUGGAAAGUCCUUCAAAAUGACGAUGACACUGGCUUACUGGGAUAUCCGCGGGCUCGCCCAGCCCAUCCGCCUGCUGCUGGAGUACACCGGCACCAAGUAUGAGAACAAGUUUUUCUCCUGUGGUGAAGCCCCAGACUAUGACAAGAGCUGCUGGUUUGAUAUAAAACCAAAGCUUGGAAUGGACUUUCCCAAUCUGCCCUACUUGGAGGAUGGAGACAGGAAGAUUGUGCAGAGCAAUGCUAUCAUGAGAUACAUUGCUCGCAAGCACAAUAUGUGCGGAGAGACGGAGGACGAGAAGGUCCGCGUGGACAUCAUGGAAAACCAGUCAAUGGACUUCCGGAAUGGGUUUGUGAGGCUGUGCUACACUGACUUUGACAAGAUGAAGCCAGGUUACCUUGAGGCGCUGCCUGGCACACUGAAGCAGUUCUCGGAUUUCUUGGGAGACAGGAAGUGGUUCGCUGGUGACAAGAUCACCUUUGUGGACUUCAUUAUGUACGAGCUGUUGGAUCAACACAGGAUGUUUCAUCCUACUUGCCUGGACGACUUCAAGACACUCAAAGAUUUUUUGAACCGAUUUGAGGCUCUGGAGAAGAUUGCUGCCUACAUGAAGUCAGACAGGUUCAUGAAGACUCCUGUCAACAACAAGAUGGCCAAGUGGGGGAACAAGAAAGAAUAAAGAAAAUGCAUUCACGCCUUACAGAAGCAAUUAAGAGUUCUCAAGUGCAACUGACUCAAUAACCCCGUAAAUCAGGAAUAGAAAAGUUGUUCUGUGAUUUGUCUUUUUAUAAGCUGUUAAAUAGCUGAUUGUGUAGAUUUUUUGAUCACAUUUCAAAAUUUACAGUUCUGAGAUCAUUUUUAGUUGAACUGUUAAAAAAAGUCCAAUUUAAUACUGGAAGUUUGAACGUAAGUAGAAACUUUAUUUUGAUUUAAAGCACUUAAUUUCUUUGUUACAUCUGAGACAGAUUGUUUUUGACAAUAAACCUUGUAUGCACUUUG
Molecule: messenger RNA, 1080 nt
Organism: Acanthopagrus latus (yellowfin seabream)
Lineage: Eukaryota; Metazoa; Chordata; Actinopteri; Spariformes; Sparidae
Product: glutathione S-transferase Mu 3-like
Exons: 8
Coding region: 101-760 (219 amino acids)
Biological process (GO): glutathione metabolic process
Molecular function (GO): glutathione transferase activity
Source: RefSeq, a predicted model, not a curated record